This is a messenger RNA of Vicugna pacos (alpaca), 4208 nucleotides long. The record is from RefSeq and is a predicted model, not a curated record. Lineage: Eukaryota; Metazoa; Chordata; Mammalia; Artiodactyla; Camelidae.
CUGAGCUGGGAGUCCCUCUGCCUGGGAGAGGCUGUUCCCUGCUCCUCCUUGUGCAGUGUGAGGGGCCGUCCCCCCUCAUCCUGCCCCCCUUUUUGUCCCCCCAGUGCUUCCCCUGGAGAGGCAGCUGCACGAGGCUGCCCGCCGGAACCAUGUCGGAAGGAUGAAGGAGCUGAUCGGGAGGAGGGUCAACGUCAGGGCCAGAAACCACGUGUGUACAGGGGCACCGGCUGGGGACAGUGCCAUGGUGUUACCACCACUUGGGAGGGACAAUUUACAGAGCCCAAGGCAGGCACACUGGCACCUGUUAACCCUGGGGAGGCUCAGGCUCUGUCCUUCUUGCCUGCGUUGUCUAAAGGUCUCUGAGGCCCAAAGUCACGGUCAGGAUUCCAACCAGGCUUGGGCACUUCUAGAACUUGCAACUCUUAAUCCCUGUGAUCCAUCCAGAAGGCUCCCCCAAGAAACAAUUGUUAGGGUCAGGAGGGCAGGGGGUCAGAGUUCAGGAGUCAGACAGAGGCUGGCAGAGAGGCAGAUAGGGGCAGGCAGCUGGAGAGACAAAGAUGGAGUGGUGCCUGCGGUCAGAAGUCCAGGGGUUCGGGACCAAGAGAGGCUGAGCACGUGUGAAGCAGCAAUUGAGUUCAGUUCUCUGAGGGCCCGCUGUGCCUGGUGACUGUGUAAAGCUGCUGUUGGCCCAGGCCUGACCUGAGGGCUCAAAGCCCAGGCAGGGAGGCAGACCAGGCCCCGCAAACCAAGCCUCAGGUCUGCUCGUGGGGUGGUGCAUAGCCUUUUGGAGAAGGCAACAAAGGGAAAAGCCACUCUGCCCGGGAUAGCCCCUCCCUAUCUUGGCGCUUCUAGCUGUCAGGAGCGUCUUAGAGGAGAUGCCAGGGCCUGGGUGAGAGGCCAGUGGGGGCUGAAAGUGCUGAAUGCGAGAUUCCUGACUGCAGCAGAGGCUGCUCUGUCUGGUUUGGUGUGACAAGGGUAUGUGACCUGGGUCUUCAGAGCCUGCUGGGGGCUCAGUAAUAGUGGCAGGAAUUCUGGGGUAUGUCUGGUGUGUUUUAGUUUUCAGAGCACUCAUCCACCUGUUUCCCACUGGUCCCCACUCACCCCUGGAGAGGUGAGCAGGGCAGAGAAGAUUAGUCCUGUUUAUAGAAGGGUGCAGGCACAGAGAGGGCAGCUGUGUUCCCCUAGGUCACACAGCACAUUAUUGGUGAUUGGAGCCUUAGUCUCAACUCCUGGGCAGGCACUGGCAAGGAAGCAUGGACUUGGAGGAUGAUGGGAUGCUAAUGCCAGAUUCAUUCAUUUAUUUACUCAUUGAAUGAUUCAUUCAUUCAUUCAGUAUUUAUUAAGGGCUUCCUCCAGUCUGCACUGUACUCCGUGCUGAUGACAGUAGAACUCACGGCAGACGUGGACCCUGCCCCCUUGGAGCUGGUGGUCUCGUGCAGGAGGACAAACAUUAAACAGAGUGUCUCACAAACAAUUCAUUCUCACUGUCACAAUUUGAGAGCAUGUGGGGAUCGGAGGGCCCUGCCCUGCCAGAAGGCUUCCCGAGGAAGUGACAUUUUCGCAGGCGCCAGUGAAGAAGGGCAGUGGCCCAGGCAGAGGGACAGCAGCAGCAGAAGGAGGGGACCGCUGGUCCCUAGAGGAACCACACAGAAAAAUCCGUGUUUUCUUUUGUUGUCUCUUCACUUGCUGAAAACUACGAGGGAAAUGGGUUCCUGGGGCAGAGGCUGGCUUCCCCUGGGCCUGCUCAGAUGCGCUGAGGGCCAGAGACCAGGGUGAACUGCCAGGCUGGCUUGACAAUGAGGUGGGAAGUCAGAACCCUCCAGCCCGGUUCUGAAGAAAAGAGGGGACAGAACCCAGGUACUCAGGGUUCCUCGGGGACUUGGAGAAUAGUCCUCAGAUGCAAGCGGCUGCCCAGCAGAGGGAGCAGCAGGAACAAAGACGUAGAGGUGGAAAGUUGUUUGGCAUUUCUGAGAAGCAGUGGCCGGCAGUGCUGGGCCCCAUGGGGCCUCGUACCCAGGGUUAGGAGUUUGACCCAAGAGCAGCGGGAAGCUGUGAAGAGUUUUAGGUGGGGGACAGGUGGAUCCAGACAUGGCAUUUUACUGUGUUCAUUUCAGCUGCUGCGGCGUAGAAGAGGAGGGGGCCAGAGUGGGGCUGGGGCUCCAGCCAGCUGGUCAUCGGAGCCAGCAAAGGCCCUUCACCCUGCAGACCAGCUGUCCUGGCCGGGAGGUAGGGAGGGUUGGGAGGUGAUCCAGGCAGCAAGCUGGUGCCACACGGCUUCCUCUCCCUCCUGCCAGGUGGGCCGAGUGGCCCUGCACUGGGCUGCGGGCGCAGGGCACGAGCAGGCAGUGCGGCUGCUCCUGGAACACAAGGCUGCUGUGGACGACGAGGAUGUGGUAGGACCCCCCACCCCCAAGGAGGCGUGUCUGUCUGCCUGUCUGUCUCAGGGUCGGGCAGGGGCAUCGGAGCUCGUCUGGGUCUGCGAGCCAGCUGUCACCGCCCAGGUUGCCACUGAUGCACAGACGCACAGAUGCUGGCUGCACAGGGAGUCAGAGUUUUUGGAGACUAGUGACACUGUGCUGAUCCCAUUUUCCCCUUGCACAGCCAUGAAGCUCUCUUCAUUUUCAAGGGCCUUUCAGUUCUCAGAGAACCUUUUUAGUCCCUCGUGAUGCUGUGUGAACAGGGAGAGAUCCAGGCUGUAGAACAGGUAUCUGGGUGGCUGGGGAAAGUCAUCGGGACGGAGGUCUCUUAUGAUAUGCCACAGGGCUCUGUCCUGGCAAGGCAGACACACCUCACACUCUCCUCACUUCCUGCCUCGUGUCCUCUCCCCCAGUUUGGUAUGAACGCGCUUCUCCUGUCUGCCUGGUUUGGCCACUUACGGAUCCUCCAGAUCCUGGUCAACUCCGGGGCCAAGAUCCACUGUGAGAACAAGGACGGUCUGACCUUACUGCACUGUGCAGCCCGAAAAGGCCACGUGCACGUGCUGGCAUUCAUGAUGGAGGACCUGGAGGACGUGGCCCUGGACCAGGCUGACAAGCUGGGAAGGACCGCGUUUCACCAGGCUGCGGAGCACGGGCAGCUGGAUGCUCUGGACUUCCUUGUGGGCUCUGGCUGUGACCACAGUGUCAAAGACAAGGAAGGGAACACAGCCCUUCACCUGGCCGCCCGCCAGGGCCACCUGGCUGUGCUUCAGCGACUCGUGGACAUCAGGCUGGACCUGGAGGAGCAGAAUGUGGAAGGUCUGACCGCCCUGCACGCAGCUGCUGAACGGAUCCACCCCGACUGUGUGCAGCUCCUCCUCAGGGCUGGGAGCAGCGUGAACGCCCUCACCCAGAAAAAGCAGAGCUGCCUCCACUACGCAGCCCUCGGUGGCUCUGAGGUCAUGGCCCGGGCCCUCAUCCACGCAGGAGGCUGCACCAACGUGGCUGAUUGUGGCGCCUCUCCUCUGCACCUCGCUGUGAGGCACAACUUCCCAGUCCUGGUGCAGCUCCUCAUCGACUCCAGCAGUGACCUGGAUGCCACUGACCAUAGGCAGCAGACACCCCUCCACCUUGCUGCAGAGCACGCCUGGCAGGACAUAGCAGAGAUGCUCCUCGUUGCUGGGGUUAACUUAAACCUGAGAGAUAAGCAAGGAAAAACUGCCCUGGCAGUGGCCGCCCGCAGCAACCACAUCAGCCUGGUGGACAUGCUCAUAAAAGCUGAUCGCUUCUACAGGUGGGAGAAGGACCGCCUCUCGUGCAGGGACCCCAGUGACCCCUGUGGGAAGAGCUUGACCUUUAAGCAGGACCAUCGGCAGGAGACGCAGCAACUCCGCUCUGUGCUCUGGCAACUGGCCUCCAGGUACCUGCGCCCCCAUGAGUGGAAGAAGCUGGCUUACUGCUGGGAGUUCACUGAGGCCCAUGUCCUUGCCAUCGAGCAACAGUGGACAGGCACCAAGAGCUACCGGGAGCAUGGCCACCGGAUGCUGCUCAUCUGGCUGCAUGGCGUGGUCACAGCUGGUGAUAACCCCAGCAAAGAGCUCUUCGAGGGCCUCGUGGCCAUUGGCAGGAGGGACCUGGCUGAGAGCAUCAGGAAGAAAGCAAACGAUGACCUGAGUGCCCCAAGGAGGUGCACAGCCAUGUAACUAGAGGGGCUGGACCUGCAGGAGCAUGGGACCUGAAAGCAGGGGCCACUGAAAAGAGGAUCACCAUGUAAGGGCUUUAAAAAAAAAA